UUUCUCCUUAGUUGCUUGUGGGGGCGCAUCCAAGAUGAUGGUAGAGACCAUGCUCGAGUCCUCGCAGGACUUUGGCAUGUCGAACGGCGCGCUACCACAAUGGAAGCGGGAGCUGCUGCAGCGCCGCGCCGCGCGCUCCCGCCCCGCGCCGCCCGCGCCCGCGCCCGCCCCCGCGCCCGCCGCCGCGCCCGCCGCCCACGACGACGACGAGGAGCUCCCGACCCGGCGGCCGGCGCCGGCCGCGCGCGUUUCCGCCGUGCUGCGCGGGCUCGAGGCGCCCUCGCGCACGUCCACGCCGGAGCCGCGGGACCCGCAGCGGCCCGCGCCGCGCUCGCCCACGCCGCCGCUCGUGGACGCCGUCGCCCCGGCCCCCGACGAGCCCGAGGCGGCGGCGGCGGCGUCGACGGAGGCGCGGCCGGUGUCCCGCGCGGCGCUGGAGGGCAUCGCGCGCGCCGGCUCGUCGAUGCGCUUCGCGUUCGAGGCGCCGCGGCGCGGCUCGCACCUGCCGCCGCUGGCCGCCGCCAACCCGGUGCUGGUGGGGCGCGCGCGCCGCGUCGGCGUCAUCCGCCCGAUGCCCGCGCCCGCCGUGCGCUCGCCGGAGCCGCAGCCCGUCGUGGAGUUCGACCGGAAGGUCGCGUCGCCGCCGCCGACGCCGCGGCUCGCGUCCCCGCCGCCGGAGCCCGAUCCGACGCCGCAGCCCCGGCCCGAGAGGAGGGAACCCCCGCCCGCGGCGAUGGUGGAACCGAUCCCGCGCUCCCCGCCCGAGACCGCGGACGUGAUCCGCCCCGAAUCCCCCGCGGACCGCGAGCCCGAGAUCGUCGAAACGAGACCGAAGGCCGAGCGACCGCUGACCAACGGAUUCGCCGAACCGAGGCCGAUCCCCGAGGAGCCCGUGUCGCGUCUCGGCGGCGCCGACAUCGAGCGCGCCUGGAACGGCUCCAGCGAGAAAAGAAUGGAGCCCAGGGAGAAGAAGCCCGCGGAGACGAAGGAGGCGAGGGGCGGCGCGGCGCCGUGGGCGGGCGGCAGCCCCGGGCCCGCGCGCCGCCCGCGCGCGCCGCCGCCCGCCGCCACCUCCAUCGUGUUCAACUUCUCCGACCGCAAGGAGGUGCCCGACUACAUCGAGAACGACGGAAUCAUCCUCCGCGGCAGCCGGAGGAACAAAAUCAAGGUGAGUCUUUAAAACUACAUAAUUGCUCCGGUUUACAACGGCCGGGCCGCCCGAACGACGGCGCGCGACGGUGCGUGGUCACGCUCUGAAUGCGCGCGAGCAUCGAUUGUGCAAUUCGGGUGCCAUCGUUCUCAGUUUUUGUCCACGUCCCGCAUAGAUCACGCCGCGAUACGCCGCGCGGAGGCUGCUCGCGAGAUGCGCCUGCGCCGGUCGCGGUUCGCCGCUGCUCGGGUAUGCGCGCGGGCUUCCUUCCGACCUUACUUUGAUGUUACGUAUCUAUCUCCUAUCAUUUACUAUCUCCUGUCAUU
Messenger RNA from Ostrinia furnacalis (Asian corn borer), 1476 nucleotides. RefSeq names its product vegetative cell wall protein gp1-like. NCBI's taxonomy places the organism in Eukaryota, Metazoa, Arthropoda, Insecta, Lepidoptera, Crambidae. Bases 35 to 1180 code for a protein of 381 amino acids. The transcript is spliced from 2 exons. The record is from RefSeq and is a predicted model, not a curated record.